Molecule: messenger RNA, 1512 nt
Organism: Lachnellula hyalina
Lineage: Eukaryota; Fungi; Ascomycota; Leotiomycetes; Helotiales; Lachnaceae
Gene: FEN2
Product: Pantothenate transporter
Exons: 5
Coding region: 1-1512 (503 amino acids)
Biological process (GO): transmembrane transport
Cellular component (GO): membrane
Molecular function (GO): transmembrane transporter activity
Source: RefSeq, a predicted model, not a curated record
AUGACCUUUACGAGCAUGUCGUCUACGAAAUUGGCUGAGAAUGUUCCUCGUGCCGAUAUAACCCAUCUAAAACCAACUACGAUACAGAAUGGAAUCGACGUUUCAGCAAAUGUUCGUUCUUGGAAAUCAUACCUUUGGGAUACCUUUGAUAAGAGUCCCGCUGAAAGGCGGCUACUCUUCAAAAUCGAUGCCACUCUGGUAACCUUUGGGUGUUUGGGCACUUUUAUCAAGUUUCUCGAUAGAGCUAAUCUGAACACCGCCUUUGUAUCUGGUAUGAAGGAAGAUCUACAUCUGUAUGGAAAUCAACUCAACUAUGCCAAUACUUCCUACAGCAUUGCUUCGAUCAUCGCUCUAGUACCAGUCAAUCUGCUCUUGACCCGAACGAAUCCGAGAUAUUUUAUACCAUUUCUAGAGAUUGGAUGGACCAUAUGUACUUUUGGACAGUCACGGAUGAACACACCUACACAGCUAUACGUCUUGCGAGCACUUCUUGCAAUAUUCGAAACAGGCCAUUAUUCAGCAAUUAUGUUCCUCUGUGGUUCCUGGUAUCAGAAGGGAGAAUUGGCCAGGCGCAUGGCAAUUGUCAAUAUGGCUGCUCAAGCUGGCCCUAUGUUUUCCGCAUAUCUUCAAGCCGCUGCUUAUUCAGGGCUCAACGGGGUUCACGGACUGGCCGGUUGGCGCUGGUUAUUCCUAAUCGACGGGGUCAUAUCUCUAGGCAUCAUAAUUCCACAGUUAUUUCUACUUCCCGAAGUACCGUCACGUUUGAAGCCAAACUUCAUGUUUUCAGCAGAGGAAAUUGAACUUGCGAGAGAUAGACAACCCAAGGAAGGCCGAGUAAGGCAAGGCGCAUUCUCUCGAGCACAGGUUCUGAGAUGGUUUACAACGCCCGAAAUCUGGAUACUCUGGUUAAUCGCUGCUUCCCAAAACAUUGGCUAUCUCCCAAACCAGUCUAUGGCAUUUUGGUUCAAGGCGUGGAACAAGAUAAAGCCGAAGAGUUAUACAGUGCAACAAAUUAAUAAUUAUACGACUCCUAUUUACGCAACGACAAUUACCAUCACCACUUUAAUGGCCUGGGCUAGUGAUACUGUAUUCAAAGGUCGCCGUUGGCCAAUGCUUAUUCUAGGAGGAGCAGUCAACUUCGUAACUGGCUGGGGAGAGGCAUCUAAUUGCAUGUUUUGGGCCUGGACCAACGAGAUAUUAUCUGGUGAUCCUGCUACUCGUGCUUUUGCUGGUGCUGGUCUCCAAGUCUGGUCCCAAGUAUUUGCGGCAACUAUUCCCCUUGCUGUCUUUCAGACGGUCGAUCAACCUCGUGUCAAGGCCGGCAACUUCACCGCAGCAGGUUUCUGGAUUGUCCAGAUAAUUUGUGCUUCUGCUCUGGCCUAUAUGCUAAAGUACAAGAAUAGAAAAGGGUCGCAGCUAUUUCAGGACGUUCCGGACGAAGGAAGUGAAAACGAAAGUAAUAAUGAUCUCCAAGGAAAGGGCGGUGCUCAGCCGCAUGUGAUAUCCAUCUAA